CGUUCAUUAUCAACGGAAAGAAGAUAGAGACUAAACCCCCAAUAGGAAAGCUAAGUAACCAAACAGUGACUAAAACCCCAAUUAGACCUCAUGGGCUCGGCACCCAAAUUCUUGUAGGAGGUUUGCUCUCUGUUUCCAUAGACUCAGCUGUCACAGGUCUCUUUCUCAACAACCCAGGUCUUGGAAGAAAAAAAUUGUUAUAAAAUUGGAAAUUUAAGCCAUUUGAGGUCUUGAAAUUUCUUGACACAAUAUUAGCUUUCUUGUCUCUGAGAUCGAGUUUUGCCAUUACGUGAUGACUACUUAUAUGAGUACGAGUUUGAUGCCUUCUACUACUCGAAACCCAACCGGGGUGUUAACUGUGCUUGGGAGAAGAGUAUCAAUUGAGAAUCACUUUGGUAGAGCCUGCGGUGUGAAAUUGUCUGAGGAGAAGAAUGGAUUUUUGGGUGGUCGCCAAAAGUCAACUUUUCCUCAGUUUAAGUGUUGUUCGAAAUCCCAGAGUGUCAGUCCCUAUCAGAGUAGGGAUCCUUUUCUGAAUCUACACCCUGAAGUUUCAUUGCUUAGAGGGGAUGGGAACAAUUCCGUGAACAACCCAAGAAGAGAUAAUUCAGGUGGCACUGUCACAGAGAAUUUAGUAGACACUUCUAGUCCAAAUAAUCACAAUGAAGCUAAGAUCAAAGUUAUUGGUGUUGGAGGUGGUGGAUCUAAUGCAGUUAACCGCAUGAUAGAGAGUGCAAUGAAGGGUGUGGAGUUCUGGAUUGUCAAUACCGAUGUACAAGCCAUGAAAAUGUCGCCUGUAUUUCCUGAGAACCGUUUGCAAAUUGGUCAAGAGCUUACUAGGGGUCUUGGUGCUGGUGGGAACCCAGAGAUUGGCAUGAAUGCUGCGAAAGAAAGCAAAGAAUCAAUAGAAGAGGCACUUUAUGGAUCAGACAUGGUCUUUGUUACGGCUGGAAUGGGCGGAGGAACUGGCACUGGUGGAGCUCCUGUAAUUGCUGGGGUUGCAAAGUCAAUGGGUAUAUUGACUGUUGGUAUUGUCACGACCCCUUUCUCUUUUGAGGGACGAAGGAGGGCAGUUCAAGCCCAGGAAGGGACUGCAGCUUUAAGAGACAAUGUUGACACGCUGAUUGUCAUUCCAAAUGACAAGUUAUUGACCGCAGUUACCCAGUCUACCCCAGUAACAGAAGCAUUUAACCUUGCUGAUGAUAUUCUUCGUCAAGGUGUUCGUGGUAUCUCUGACAUAAUUACGAUACCAGGACUAGUAAAUGUGGAUUUUGCCGAUGUGCGGGCUAUAAUGGCAAACGCAGGUUCUUCAUUGAUGGGAAUAGGAACUGCAACUGGGAAGACCAGGGCAAGAGACGCUGCAUUAAAUGCCAUACAAUCACCUUUACUAGAUAUUGGUAUUGAGAGGGCGACUGGAAUUGUGUGGAAUAUAACUGGUGGAAGUGAUUUGACCUUAUAUGAGGUAAAUGCUGCAGCAGAGGUUAUAUAUGACCUUGUGGACCCAACUGCCAAUUUAAUCUUUGGAGCAGUGAUAGAUCCGUCACUCAGUGGUCAAGUCAGUAUAACUCUAAUUGCUACUGGAUUCAAACGCCAAGAAGAAAAUGAAGGCAGGUCCCUCCAGGCUAGUCAGCUAGCACAAGGAGACAUCACCCCUGGAUUUAACCGGCGAGCUCCCUCUUUUGCUGAUGGUGGUUCAGUGGAAAUUCCAGACUUCCUAAAGAAGAAAGGGCGCUCCCGCUAUCCAAGAGUCUAGGAUUUCCCAAAAAAUACUUCUCCCAUUUCCUUCAUAUCUUCUUUUCCUUCCUUUUCUCUUCUUCCUUGUUAGGAUAUCAAAGUACACCUUUGGCUUUGUAGGUACUAGAUCUCUCUAUGCUCUUGUUAGUGGUUUCUAGCUCUGAGAAAAUUAGUCCUUAUUUUUUUGAUUAAUAGCUACGAGUAAGUUCUGGUUUGUUUUGUGCUUAAAGUUGAGAAGAAUUUCUGUUAAUAAAUGGCUUGUACAGAGUUACACGGUUUAAAAGAGAUAAACCAAUGUAGAAGCAUUAAUGGUUGAAUGAA
This is a messenger RNA of Corylus avellana, 2052 nucleotides long. Its product is annotated as cell division protein FtsZ homolog 2-1, chloroplastic. NCBI's taxonomy places the organism in Eukaryota, Viridiplantae, Streptophyta, Magnoliopsida, Fagales, Betulaceae. The record is from RefSeq and is a predicted model, not a curated record. Gene Ontology annotation, biological process: chloroplast fission. Gene Ontology annotation, molecular function: GTPase activity; GTP binding. Gene Ontology annotation, cellular component: chloroplast; cytoplasm.